Molecule: messenger RNA, 5959 nt
Organism: Leucoraja erinaceus (little skate)
Lineage: Eukaryota; Metazoa; Chordata; Chondrichthyes; Rajiformes; Rajidae
Gene: cwc22
Product: CWC22 spliceosome associated protein homolog
Exons: 21
Coding region: 181-5589 (1802 amino acids)
Biological process (GO): mRNA splicing, via spliceosome
Cellular component (GO): catalytic step 2 spliceosome
Molecular function (GO): protein binding; RNA binding
Source: RefSeq, a predicted model, not a curated record
CACCGUGCGCGGCGCUGCGCUGCGCUGCGCGGCCUCUCUGCGUCUCGUUGCACUGGGACCCACCAUAUGGCAAAGUGAAAGUUACAGCUCCCGGCCGCACAAAGUUUCGUUGUGAGGAAGCCCAGCAUCGCGCCGAGCCCGGCCGCGCACCAAGCGCCAGCUGCCCCCUUGCUCUCGGAGAUGGCCAGACGGGACAGCAGCAGUGACAGUGAUUCCAGCUCAUCCAGCAGCAGUAGUGGCAGUAGUAACAGCUCCUCCAGCAGCAGUUCAAGCAAUUCAAGUGGAAGUAGCAGCAGCAGCAGCAGUGGUAGCAGUAGCAGCAGCAGCAGCAGUGGUGGUAGUUCUGGAAGCAGUAGUGGAAGCUCCUCGUCAGGUCUUAAGGAAAAAAGAGGCAGAUCACCAGGAAAUCCCAGGAAAAAAGAGGAAAGGCACUUUGAGAGAAGAGACAGAACUUCCUCACAUGGGGACCACCGAAUGAGGACAUCUGACAGAGACAGAAGGAAUGAAAAGUCGACUAUCAGGGAAGAAAGGCGCUCAGAUAACAAACAAUCACGCCGGUCGCAGGAAAAAAGAACGGAGAGUGACAGAAGGCGAUGUUCUCCAGAAAGUUCUAGGAAAGAUCUUUCAAGGAGCCGUAGUCCUCAAGAGGUUAGGCGAAGAUAUAGUCCGGAUUCAAGGAGCAAAAUUGGGGAUGAUAGGAGCAGAAGACACAGAAGAAAAUCUAAUAGCUCUUCCCCCAGACAACAAAGGAGGGAAUACAGGUCCAGUUCCAGAAGUCCUCGCCGUUCAUCAAGGAAAGAGGCUACUACUUCAAAGUACAGCAGUAGAUCAGAAAAAGCUGACAGCCAUAAAAGAAGUCCAGACAGUAAGGAUAGAAGAUCGAAGGAAACGCGUCCAACCAGUAACAGGCGAGGUUUACAGGUAGAUGAAAGUACACAUCAAACGCAUUCAAGAAGCUAUAGUCCAUCAAGAUCAAGGGAAUUGCAUCCCAAUCUUGAUUCAAAGGAGAAAACCAGGGAUGGUAGACGUCGAAGAUCACCUAACUCGUCUCGUAGUCCUCGCAGAGAAGAUCAUAAAAGUUCCAAGAGUCCUGAUUCACAUUCUUCAAAUGUAAGGCACAAAUCACAGAAAAGUAACAAAAUAGAAGAAUCUGAAUUGGGUAGAAGGAAAGAAGAAUGUAUUGUUACACAAGGAAAAACUUCUGACAGUCCAGACAGUAAUGAGCCAAGCACCAAAUCCCCAAGUUAUAGAAAACAGUCUGCUGAGACCUCAGUUAGAGAGUGUUCCCGAAAUAACAGUCCUGAAAGUACAAAACAAAAUUCUCCAAGUGUCUCCUCCAUAAGUAGAGGCGAUGAUCGUGAAUGUACUCCUCGAGCACAGCAAGAAAAACCCGAAGCUUCAUCAUGCUCUAGUCCAAAAGAAACACAGAAACCAGAGACUGAAAGUCCCAAAUCAUCAUGCCAUGAAAUUCCUGAAUUUCAGAAAACCAAAAUGGUGCAACCAGAUUCUCUGGAAGAAAGUAAAAUGCCUGCAGACCAGGAAGAAUACAGCCAAGAACCAAGUCCUGACCAAGGAAAAGAAAAUUGGCCUGAGAACAUACAUUCCACAAGCAAUAAAAUUGUAAGUGCUUCUCCGAGUUUUGAGAAAGAUUUGCCUCCAAAUGUCAGCAACGAAGAAUUGAAAAGUAAAGAUUUUGAUUUAGAGAAAGGUAAAAAAGAUAGGAGUAGAAAUCCUUCUCAAAGUUCAAGACGAAGAUCAUCCAGCACAUCAUCAUCGUCGUCGUCAUCAUCCUCUUCCUCUUCCUCUUCCUCCUCUUCUUCAUCCUCAUCCUCAUCUUCAUCUUCUUCAUCAUCCAGUGAAGAAGAUAAAAGUGACAAGCCUGGUUCUGAUUCAGAGCAGCCAACAUCAAUUCAUGGCCUUAAGAAGAAAGGAUCUAAUUCAGAGACGUCACCACUGCCUGCAAAAGCUGACAGUGGGAGAGAAAGCCCUGAUGGUAAAGAAGAAAAUAGGUUUGAAGAUUUUCAGACAUCAGCUGAAAAACUAACGCUUUGUCCUGCAGAUAGUACCGGAAAAAUCCCUUCUCAGAGUCACAGUCCUGUGGAAGACCAAUCCCAAUUCCCAACUUCGUGUGAUAGUGUUUAUGGAUAUCCAUUAACUGAGAAGGAAAUACAGAGUCCUGAUGAAGUAUCUUCCAGUGAAAAAAAACAUGAAUCUGACGCAUCAGAAUCCUCCCCUUUGCAGGUUACACCUAGUUCUCAAAAAAGUAGAAAGUCUCCAUCAGACACUGAAAGAGUAGAAGAAAGUUGCUGUCAAAAAGUAAGUCCUGAAAAUAAGGAACCGGACAGUACAUUGUCAUCUGAUCCAACAGGUGACAAGGGUCUACAAACUGUAGAAAGCUCUGAAGUGGAAGAUUCAAAUAUCCAAAGUCCACAUAUCACCAGUCAAAGACAACAGAGUCCCGUUUUAGAAAGCAUUGAUGGAAAGGAACCAAAGUGUCCUCAGAAAAAGCGACAACGAUCAUCUUCCCCUGAGAGGAGGGAUGGUUUUGGAUCUGGAUCUGAAAGUCCUGAUGCACCUCCUCACAAGAUAAAAUCCAAGUCGUGCAGUCCAGUUUCUAGUUUGAGACAGUUAGCAGGACGUUCUCGGUCAUCUUCACCCAAAGCACAGGACGAAGAGAGCAGAAAAUCAAGGGACCAAUCAGGCAUAGAAAUGACUGAAAGUGUUCUUCGGGAUGAGAGUGAAACUGUCCCUGCCAGUGAAGUCCAUGAUAAUUUGGAGAAUCCUGAGAGGAUUGGAGAUGGGGAGAUUUCAAGUAGCUCAGACAGUGAGGAAAGUGCAGCCAGCAGUGGUGCAGCUGUCCAAAAAAUGAAAAGCAGCGUGGUACAGAUACAGCUCAAUUCAAAUCAGGAGCGGGUAGACAGCCACAGUCCACGUCAAAGAAGCUCUUCCCCUGAGCACAGACGUAAAGGUCGUGAAAGAUCAGGAUCAAGAUCCCCAAGAAAUACCAACAGGAAUACCUAUGACAGAAGACCAUCCAGCAAUGGCAGACAUAAUGAUAGAAAUUUACAAUCUAGAGGUAGAGACAAAGAGAGCCACAUGAACAUAGAUCGUGAAUCAGACCACAAGAAGAGAGCAAAAUCGCCAUCACCGAUAACAAGAAAUAAAGAUGAUUUCAAUCAGAGCUCCUCUGAACCACCAUUGAAAAAGAAAAAGGCAGAAUUGGAUCCUAUUUUAACACUGACAGGUGGAGCGUACAUUCCUCCUGCACGAUUGAGAAUGAUGCAAGAACAAAUUGCAGACAAAAGCAGUUUGGCAUACCAGCGAAUGAGUUGGGAAGCUCUAAAGAAGUCAAUUAAUGGUCUCAUCAAUAAAGUGAACGUCUCCAACAUAGCGAAUAUAAUUCAUGAGCUUCUUCAAGAAAAUAUUGUUCGGGGAAGGGGAUUGAUUUCUAGAUAUAUUAUCCAGGCACAGACUGCCUCUCCUAUAUUCACACAUGUUUAUGCUGCUGUUGUGGCAAUCAUAAAUUCAAAGUUUCCUCAAAUUGGGGAGCUGAUUCUCAAGAGAUUGAUUUUAAAUUUCCGCAAAGGUUAUCGCAGAAAUGACAAGCAACUGUGCCUUUCAGCCUGCAAAUUUGUAGGUCAUCUUGUUAAUCAGAAUGUUGCCCAUGAAGUGUUAUGUUUGGAAAUGCUCACGUUAUUGCUUGAGCGGCCCACGGAUGACAGCGUUGAAGUAUCAAUUGCUUUUCUGAAAGAAUGUGGAAUGAAGCUGACAGAGGUUUCUCCCAGAGGAGUAAACGCAAUAUUUGAACGUCUUCGUAAUAUUCUUCAUGAAUCUCAGAUUGACAAGCGAGUCCAAUACAUGAUAGAGGUGAUGUUUGCAAUUCGUAAAGAUGGUUUUAAGGAUCACCCCAUCAUACCCGAAGGCCUUGAUCUGGUUGAGGAAAAUGAUCAGUUCACUCAUAUGCUGCCUUUGGAAGAUGAAUAUAAUCCUGAAGAUGUAUUAAAUGUCUUCAAGAUGGAUUCUGAGUUCCUUGAUAAUGAACAAAAGUAUAAGGAUCUAAAAAGAGAAAUCCUUGAUGAAGGUAGCAGUGAUUCUGGCUCUGGUGGUGAAGAGGGUGCUGAUGAUGAUGCAGAAAGUGAUGAUGAAGAUGAGGAUGAGGCUGAGACUGAAGAUGGUGUAAAGAAAAUAACUAUACAUGACAAGACUGAAGUAAAUCUAGUAUCAUUUCGUCGUACCAUUUAUCUUGCUAUCCAGUCCAGUUUGGACUUUGAAGAAUGUGCUCAUAAAUUAUUGAAGAUGGAAUUUCCUGAAAGUCAAACCAAAGAACUAUGCAACAUGAUUCUAGAUUGCUGUGCACAACAAAGAACAUAUGAGAAAUUUUUUGGUCUCUUAGCGGGGCGUUUUUGCAUGUUGAAGAAGGAUUAUAUGGAAGCUUUUGAAGGUAUCUACAAAGAGCAGUAUGAAACUAUACAUCGUUUAGAAACAAACAAACUACGCAAUGUGGCCAAAAUGUUUGCACACCUCCUUUAUACGGAUUCAGUUCCAUGGAGUGUACUUGAAUGCAUCCAUUUAAGCGAAGAUACAACAACAUCUUCCAGCAGAAUCUUUGUAAAGAUCCUUUUUCAAGAGCUUUGUGAAUAUAUGGGACUCCCCAAACUAAAUCAAAGGCUGCAGGACAUGACCCUGCAGCCUUUCUUUGAAGGUCUCUUUCCCAGGGAUAACCCACGCAAUACUCGAUUUGCUAUCAAUUUCUUUACUUCUAUUGGUCUUGGAGGACUAACAGAUGAAUUACGAGAACAUUUGAAAAAUGCACCGAAAAUAAUAAUGACGCAGCGGCAAGAUGUUGAAUCAUCAGAUUCUUCUUCUUCUUCCUCGUCCUCUUCUGACUCCGACUCUGAUUCUUCCUCUGAUUCGGAAUCUGGAAGUAGCAGCAGCAGCAGUGAUAGUGAUAGCAGUUCAGGAUCAUCUAGUAGCAGCUCAUCCUCCAGCAGCAGCAGUGACUCGGAUGAUUCAAAGAACAAGAAAGUCCAGAACAAAAAGGAACAAGGUGAAGACAAAAUGGCAAACAGAAAAAGACCAAAUGAGAGAGAAGGAUCUAGAAAAGAGCAGGGAAGCAGACAUCGAAGUGGCAGUGAGGAGCAGGAAAGAAGUGGUGGCAGAACUCGCCGGCAUUCUGGAGAGAGAAGAGAGGACUCUGCCAGAUAUGAUAGAGAGGAGAGGAGUGAACGAGAUCGUAAACACAGUGAUAAGGAUAAGGAAUAUGAGCGGAACAGGGACCUUGCAGAUAAACGUGCUGAAUACAGGAAAAAUGAUGCAAGAAACCAUUCUCGUUCUGAAAAUGAUAGGAACAGCUCCAGGAACAAGGAUAGAGGUGAUCAUCACAGUCAUAGAGAAGAAGUGUCAAAAUCUAGAGAGAAGUGUCGUGAAGAAAUCCAGACCUCAAGAAGUAGUGAAGAAGACCGCCCAAAAAAUGGCGUCGAUAAGCGACCUGGAAAGAAUGAUCGCCAGGAGAGUAGAUAUUCAGAACGUUCUAAGGACUGUAGAAAAGAAGAUGACAGGUGCAGGGAAAAUUCUCCAAGAAGACACUGACGAGCAUUUACAAUGCUGCUACUUAAAAAAAACUGCAUUGCCAAACUCUGAAGGCAGUAUAAAUCCUAUAAUGAAAGGAAAAGGAAGCACGUCUUGAAUGCAACUGCUGAUCUGUACGUUGUUUCCACUGGAAUCUUACAAACUGCUAUUUCCAGUUGUCAUCUUUUGUAAUUAAUGAAAUCUGCAUUAAAAAAAAAAAAAGUCUGAGUAAAUACCUUCAACCAAUUCUUCCUUUUGGACAAACCUGAAAGGUGUGCAGAAUUAUUUUGUGGACAGUGAUACAUUUGAUAAUGCAUUUAUAGAGGAUUUGACAUUCUCUUGUUUCAUGUAAAUGUUUUGUUUGUCAACUCAAAUAAAAAUCGUGCAGAUA